AUGGAUAAGCCAGAAUGUAAUACUGGAUAUUGCGAUCUUAAUAAAUUAAAUGCGAAAAGUGAUUAUAAUUCGAACGACGAUUCUAAUUGUGAGGAUGACAAUGCUAGCGUUAAUCAAAAAGAUGAUGCAAAAAAACGCAAGAAGCGAAAAAUUUUACGUUCACGUCAUUACAAUAAACACCAAGAUGAAUCUAAUUAUUAUCGAGAACAGUUACUACUCUUUUUACCAUUUCGUGAUGAAAAAACCGAAAUUGAAAACUGCAGUGAAAAUCGGAAAAAUAUUUAUGGAAACAAUUUAGAUCUUAUUGUAACAAAUCGAUCAUUGAUAUACCAAAUGGAAAAGAGGUAUCUCUCAGAUAUCUUCAAAGAAAAAGAAGCGGAAGACGACGAUUAUAACGAUGAACAUAAUGAUGAAAAUAAAAAUUUUACCCUUAAAGAAAAUCAGCCAGAUGACACUGUUGAUAUUUUUGCUGAUAAUAAAAAUUCAAAUGAACAGCAGCUUCAAAUAACUAUACACUGUUUACAUGCUCAAAAAAUUGGCAAGCAAAUUCGUUUAAUGAUUUCUGGUCAAGCAGGAACUGGAAAAUCAUUUCUUAUUAAUCUUUUAUAUCAAGUCAUACCAGAUUACUAUACAAAAAAAAUUAGUUGUACAGAUAUUGAAUCAGCUCAUGCCAUUCUAGCAGCUCCUUAUGGAAAAGCUGCAUAUUUAAUUCAUGAUGUCACUGUGCACAGUUGUUUUUGUUUACCAAGAGACAAUAUGAGCAGAAACAUUGCAGCAUUAAGCUCUAGCGUUGUUACAUCCUUGAGAUUUGAAAUGCGAAACGUAAAAGUUGUUAUCAUAGAUGAGGUUUCAAUGAUCGGUCGAAAUCGAUUUAAUCAAAUUGAUACUCGUCUUCAACAAAUAACGGGGAAUAAUUCGCCAUUUUUUGGACUGUCAAUAAUUUUUGUUGGAGUUUUACGACAACUCCCACCGAUUAUGGAUAAACCUAUUUAUUAUACAGCAUUCCAUUAUUUUAGAGAUAAAAAAUUGCAGUGGAAUAAACAGCAUCCUGAUCAACCUUUUAAACCAAAUAUUGCAGACCCUACCUAUAGGGUCGCCAGUACAAAUAUAAGUGAAGAGACAACCCAGGCGGCGACAACCGGACAAAACGCCGAACAACUAAGACGCUUUUCACCAUUCAGGUAA
Microplitis demolitor is the source of this 1185-nucleotide messenger RNA. RefSeq lists its product as uncharacterized. Gene Ontology annotation, molecular function: DNA helicase activity. Gene Ontology annotation, biological process: DNA repair; telomere maintenance. NCBI's taxonomy places the organism in Eukaryota, Metazoa, Arthropoda, Insecta, Hymenoptera, Braconidae. The record is from RefSeq and is a predicted model, not a curated record. The transcript is spliced from 2 exons. The coding region runs from base 1 to 1185 and encodes 394 amino acids.